AAGCCGCGUCGCGAAUAACCGUGGGGGCGUGCGCGCGUGCGUGCCUCUCUCCCUCCCUCCCCGCCCGCCCGCACCGCCACCCCACCCCCACCCCCACCCCCCACCCCCGGCGCGCGUCGCGUCGCGUCUCUCCCGGUCGGAGGCGGAGGAGCGGAGGACCACCACCGGCGCCGGCGCAUAGGCGUCCCGCAUUUCCCCGAUCCGGUCCCGCCCGACCUCGUUGCCGCGGCAGCUCGACCACCAACUCGCCGGCCGGCGGGCGCCACGUAGUCAUCUGUUAACAUAGAAGUAAAGGAUGGCGUGCGCGAACCUGUGCUAUUUCUGCCCUGGGCUGACGACACGGUCCAGGAUGCCCGUCAAGCGGUACAAGAAGAUCCUUGCAGAAAUCUUUCCCAGAACACAGGAUGAAGAACCUAAUGAAAGAAGGAUUGGCAAGUUGUGCGAGUAUGCUUCGAAAAACCCUCUUCGAAUGCCAAAGAUCACAGUUUACUUGGAGCAACGUAUUUACCGCGAUUUAAGAAGUGAGCAGUAUGGCUUUGCAAAAGUGGUGAUGUUGAUAUAUCGCAGGCUAUUGGUUUCUUGUAAAGAACAGAUGCCGCUGUUCGCAAGUAGCCUAUUAAGCAUUGUACACACUCUUUUAGACCAAAAGAGGCGAGAUGAUAUGCGCAUCAUUGGGUGUGAAACCUUGUUUGAUUUUGCUGUCAAUCAGGUGGAUGGUACAUAUCAGUUUAAUUUGGAAGGGCUGGUACCAAGAUUAUGUGAAAUAGCUCAAGAAGUAGGAGAAGAUGAGAGGGCACGGGCCCUGAGAGCGGCAGCCCUGCAAUCCCUUUCAGCUAUGAUCUGGUUUAUGGGAGAGCUUUCUCAUAUCUCAUCAGAGUUUGACAAUGUUGUUCAAGUUGUACUGGAAAACUACACACCUCAGAAGAUGCAAAAUGAUGGUCAAAGUACCAAUGAUGCCGACAACCAAUUGAUGCAAGGAGACCAAAAUGCUGGGCAUCCUCCUUCCCCUUUUGUCAUCCCUAUGCUCCCCUCUUGGGAGAACAUAGUUGAUGUUAAGGGAGGAGUUAAACUGCAAGAGGAAGACGCUAGGGAUCCUAAGUUUUGGUCCAGAAUUUGCGUGCACAAUAUGGCCAGGCUUUCUAGGGAAGCAACCACAUUCCGCCGUAUCUUGGAAUGUUUGUUUCGGUACUUUGGUAACAAUAAUUCAUGGUUGUCAGAAAAUGGACUUGCUCUAUGUGUCUUGUUGGACAUGCAACUUUUAGUAGAAAGCACAGGCCAAAAUAUGCACUUAAUGCUGUCACUACUGAUAAAGCAUAUUGAGCACAAGGCAGUGGUGAAGCAGCCAGACAUGCAGCUUAGUCUCGUGGAGGUGGCAACUACCCUUGCAGAGCAAUCCAGUGCUAUGGCUUCAGCAGCAACUAUAGGUGCCAUAAGUGAUCUUGUGAGGCAUUUGAAAAGGACAUUCCAUAUUACUCUUGGAAGUAAAGAUUUGGAAUUAGUAAAAUGGAAUGAAAAAUUCCGGAAGGCCAUAGAUGAAUGCCUAGUUCAGCUGUCAAAGAAGGUAACUGAUGCUGGGCCAGUUCUUGACAUGAUGGCUGUGAUGCUAGAAAACAUUGCAAGUACUGCUGUUGUAGCUAGAUCAACUGCAGCUGCUGUUUACCGCACAGCUCAAAUAAUUGCUUCCGUGCCAAAUUUGCAAUAUCAGAAUAAGGUGUUUCCUGAAGCUCUGUUUCAUCAGCUGUUGUUAACAAUGAUCCACCCCGAUCAUGAAGCUCGUAUUGCUGCACACCGCAUAUUUGCUAUUGUCUUAGUCCCAUCUUCUGUUUCCCCUUCAAUUCAAGCCAGUCCCUCCGGGCAGGCAAAGAAACAUGACAUGCAGAGGACACUCUCUAGGGCUGUAUCUGUAUUUUCUUCUUCAGCUGCUAUCUUUGAAAAGUUGAAAAAGGACAAGCACUCAGACAGUUCACUAGUAGAAAGCAAGGACAAUAGUUUGCAUAACAUUGGUGAAGGGACGGGACAACACAAAACUCAGAACCUGCCUGCGUCUCAAAGCCGUCGACGUAGCAUGAAAAUGCCUAAUUUUUCCAUGAAAAGAGGCCCUUCGAUGGCCAUAAGAGCUCCAUCGGUAUCAAUCAGAGCUCCCUCAAUAUCUCUGAGAGGUCCUUCAAUGUCUUCGAGAGCAUCUUCUAUGUCUGUAAAAGAGGACCAAAGCUCCUCGAGUGAGGAAACGGAAUCAGUGUUGGUAAAGCUGAGCGCUCGUCAGAUCACACUUUUGCUGUCGUCCAUUUGGGCUCAAGCAACAUCUCCUGAAAAUACUCCUGCGAACUAUGAAGCCAUUGCUCAUACUUACAGUUUGCUUCUGUUGUUCUCUGGAUCCAAGGCAUCAACUUUUGAGGCUCUUACUCAGAGUUUUCAGGUUGCUUUUGCUUUGAGGGGCUAUUCACUCACUGAAGCAGAUUCGUUACCACCGUCUCAGCGCCGGUCCUUGUUUACUCUAUCCACAACCAUGAUUAUUUUCUCUUCACGAGCUUACAAUGUGUUGCCACUUAUUCCAAUCUGUAAACAAAUGAUCAAUGACCGUGCGGUUGAUCCAUUCCUUCGUUUGGUGGAUGAGAGCAAACUUAUGGCUGUUAAAGAUUCCCCAGAUGACCCGUCAAAAAUAUAUGGAUCGCCGGAGGACAAUGCUAAUGCACUGAAGUCCCUUUCAGAAAUAGAACUAUCAGAAAGUCAAUCUCGAGAAUGCAUAGUCUCCACAAUCAUGAACAACAUUGCAAAUAUGAUGGAUGCUGAGUUGCAUAAUGUGAGAAGCCAAUUGCUAACUGACUUUUCUCCAGAUGACAUGUGUCCUACGAGCACUCAGUUCUUUGAAGCACAUAUUGAUAAUCCUUCAUCAGAGUCUCAGGAGACUGACCACCAUCACGAAGAGGCUAUGUUGAUUGACCUGGGGAAUGAUCAUGAUGUUUUUGGGGAAGCUUCAGAAAGCACAGAAGCUUGUGCAUCUUCUGUACCUGCAUCAGAUCUUCUGAGUAUCGAUCAGCUUCUUGAAACAGUUGGCGCGGACGCAGCACCUCAGGCAGGAGUAGCACCGUUGUCAGCAGACAUGGCGUUCAAGGAUAUGACCAGCCACUGCGAAGCCCUCACGAUCGGGAAACAGCAGAAGAUGUCUGCCUUCAUGAGCUUCCAGCAGAGCGUGCAAGCGUCCGGCCUGCCAAGCAGCCAGCCCCACGACAUGGAGCUGGCGCUCUUCCAAGACCAGCAGUUGCCUCAGACCACGGCGCGGAGCACCAAUCCGUUCGCCGACGAGAACCUGCAAAGCUAUCCGCAGGCGAUGAACGCGCCCAACAGCGAGAACCCGCACCCGCAGCCCGGUCAGGACUUCCAGCAAGAGUUCCUGAAGCUGCCGGCGGCGAGCCCGUACGACAACUUCCUCAGGGCUGCUGGCUGCUAGAGAUGUUCAUCCUGCGGCAGCCAGGCUAUCAGUUACAUGACAUGGAUGAUGAUGGUGGUGAUCUAUCUCAAGAUAGUCCCAAAGGCAGGUGUGUCGGUUUUCCAGUUUUUGCAGGAGGAAAGGAGAAAAAGAUGGUAUGUCCGUGUCUGAGGCCUUAGAGGCUCAACCGGAUUCGACACCCAUUCUUUACGUAUAGCUGUGUGUAUAUACGUACACGUAUAGGUUGGUUCUUGUGUAAGUAUCGUUGUUGUUGUUGCCUUUGCCAAUGCAACGUGUAG
Messenger RNA from Panicum hallii, 3726 nucleotides. RefSeq lists its product as uncharacterized. The record is from RefSeq and is a predicted model, not a curated record. The transcript has 20 exons. NCBI's taxonomy places the organism in Eukaryota, Viridiplantae, Streptophyta, Magnoliopsida, Poales, Poaceae. Bases 296 to 3448 code for a protein of 1050 amino acids.